UCGCUCGCUGCGGAGGAUCCUGCUACCUUCGGCUCUCACGAUUAAUCACGGGGAUGGUGUUGACAGCGACAGGCGACGGACGGCCGUUGGAGCGGGUCUGAAUAGAUGACAGGGGUCGGCUGAUAUUCCCAGCACACAGGUCCGACAGCCAUCCUCCGAACCGGUCCUGUUUUUGGGCGGAAGGCCGAGAACAGCGUCCAACAUUACCGAUGGAAUUCCCAGUCCUGACUAGAUGGAGAAACCGAAAGGGUGGACUGCUUCUAAAUAAUUAAAACCAUUUGGCUGCUAAAAUAAUAUCAGGAAAAUGCAUCUGCACCAGGUGCUGACGGGAGCUGUAAACCCUGGAGACUGCUGCUAUUCGGUGGGAAGCGUCAAUGACAUCCCUUUCACGGCUUAUGGCUCAGGUUGUGACGUUGUGAUUUUGGCCAGUGACUUCGAGUGUGUGCAGAUUAUCCCCGGAGCUCAGAAUGGAAACAUACAGGUGGGCUGUGUGGAGUGUUCCCUCCAGCUGGGCAGGAUCGCUGCAUCCUACGGAAACACAGUCUGCAUCUUUGAACCUCUUUCUACCAACCCAAACAAACGCCACAAGCAGCUUAACUAUCAGUGGCAGAAGACGGGACAGUUCUUCCUGGACGCCAUCACCUACAACCUGGCCUGGGAUCCACAAGGGAACCGUAUCCUAGCAGCCACUGAGCGACUCCAGCUGUGGGCUCCUCCGCUAACGGACACCCUGAUAGAGGAGGAGGACGGACAGACGGCCGAGGACAACCCCCACCCCGUCCUCAACGACUGGAACUGUGUGUGGCAAUGCAAAACCGCUGCUUCUGUCCACGUCGCCAAGUGGUCACCUGAUGGAGAAUACUUUGCAUCCGUUGGGAAGGAUGACUGUUUACUCAAAGUGUGGUACCCCACCACUGGAUGGCGCUCUGCCGUGGUGGUCCAAGACCCGACUGACAAAAAGCCUCUGCCCGUUCACUUUUCCUUUGUUUACCUGGCACAUCCACGAUCGGUCACCGGAGUGUCCUGGAGGAAGACCAGCAAGUACAUGGCCAAGGGUUCUGUGUGCAAUGUUCUGCUGACGUCCUGUGAGGACGGCGUGUGCAGGCUGUGGUCUGAAACCCUCCUACCUGAGGAUAGUCUGCUGGGGGGGCAGAUCUCUGAGAACACACACUCCUUCAGCUCCAGCUUGCCAGGCCUGGGAGGGAAUAAGGACAAGAUCCAGCACGCCUUGGAGUCGAUCCACCACCUGAAGCAUCUGCGGCGUGGGCGGCGGCGGUCCUCUGCUCUGGUGGCUCACAGCGAACUGCUGCCGUCUCAGCUGGGAACGCACGAUGGACACACCCACCGCCACAUCGCUCACCACGCCAACGCCCUGUGUCACUUCCACAUCUCAGCCAGUAUCAACCCCAACACAGAUAUCCCAUCGGUCCUAGCUGAUUCUGCUGCGUUCAACCCAGACGAUGGCACCGGCGGCGGAGGCUUCGUGGUCCACUGGCUCAACAAUAAGGACCUCAGCUUCACCUCAUCUAUGGACCUGUUCAUGCUACAGCUUCGCAAGUUCUCCGAACAACAGCUGGACCAGACUACUGACGACGCUCUGGACCCUGAAGGAUCCCCCAUGAAGUUCGACUUUGACCUGGAUGAGAUGUCAGACAAAGCGUCUUCAGAACACGGUGAAGACAUGGAACCGGGGGAACAGGGCAGUACCAAAGCCUCGUCUCCAGGGUCCAGCUCCAGCAUGCCUCUGCCCUCAAUGCUGCUGGAGAGGAAGAUGGAGAUCCUGACCACGGAGUGGAACAAGAGUCCGGACAUGCUGUUCACCAUCCACCCGGCCGACGGCUCCUUCCUGGUCUGGCACGUCAAGUACUUGGACGAAUUCAACCAGGGCAUUUUCAGACAGGUUCAGGUGUCCUUCUCCUCCCGUAUUCCUGUGGUUCCUACAGGUGAUGCCAACUCUCUGAAAAACAUUCUGAUGUAUGCGUGCACCAUGAUGGAAGGGGAGGGGGCGGGGCUGGGGGACCAGGGCAGAAUCAUCCAACGCGUCCCUCGUUCAGCCUCGGCCUCGGCCGGUCUCAGUUCGUUGAGCCUAGGCUCCGCCCCAUCCCACCCUUGCAUCAGCCCAGCGGUCAUGAUGGUCUCCAAGCACGUGGACGGGUCCCUCAACCAGUGGGCGGUGACCUUCGCUGAGCGCUCCGCCUUCUCCAACGUACUCACAGUGUCUCAUAAGUUCCGUUACUGCGGCCACCGCUUCCACCUCAACGACCAGGCCUGUCACACGGUGCUGCCUCUGCUGCUCACCUCCUCCCACCACAACGCCCUCCUCACCCCCCCUUCGGCGCCAGGGAGCCUGGAGGGAGAACAGCCGCCGACGUUCCCUUUACCGAAGGGACUCCCCAGGAAACAGCUUCGUAACGUAGCUACGAGGAUCCACGACCCCAACGCCAUCUACAGUGAGCUGAUUCUGUGGAGGGUGGACCACAUCGGACCUCUGUCCUGCACCGGGGGGGUCUCUGAACUAGCUCGCAUCAACUCCUUACACACCUCUGCCUUCAGUAACGUGGCCUGGCUCCCCACGCUGGUGCCCAGCACCGUCCUGGGUACCUACUGUAACAGCGCCAGUGCCUGCUUCGUGGCGUCAGACGGUAAAAACCUGCGUCUGUAUCAGGCUGUGGUUGAUGCCAGGAAACUCCUGGACGAGCUGUCGGAUCCGGAGACGUCUAAACUGGUUGGCGAAGUGUUCAACAUUGUCAGCCAACAGUCGACCGCCAGACCUGGAUGUAUCAUCGAGCUAGAUGUCAUUACCAACCAGUGUGGUGCCAAUACUCAGCUGCUGCACGUCUUCCAGGAGGACUUCAUCCUGGGGUACAAACCUCAGACAAAGACAGAGGCGUCCACCACAGCCUGUCCAUCUGGAGAAGACUACCAGCCGGCCCCGUUCUCUGAGAAAUUCUUCCUGGUGGUGAUUGAAAAGGACCUGAACAGGAACUCUGUCCUGCAGAUGUGGCACUUACACCUCAAGUCUGUCCAGGCCUGUAUGGAUGACCAGAUGAGUCCAGACUAUAGCUCCCACACUCAGCUGAUGGUCCCCAGUCAGACCAUGCAGGCCGAUUCGUCACCUGAGACGUCUCCAGUCAGACCUCUGCCGCGGUCGGCGUCCACGGCCAAUCUACAGUCGGCCAGUAAACUGAUCCUGAGCUCCAAGCUGGUGUACAGCAGACGGCUGGACCUUCCCCACGGGGUGGAGGUGACCAGGGCCACUCCAUCUGCAGGCCACCUGAGCUCCUCCUCCAUCUACCCAGUGUGCUUAGCUCCGUACCUCAUCGUUACCACAUGUUCUGACUCUCAUAUUCGUUUCUGGCGCUGCGCCGUGGAGGGCGAAGAGGGAUACGGCGACAACCAGCAGGACGGUCGCACCUACCGCUGGGAACCCUGGGUCCUGAUGAACGAGGAGGAGGACAACAACAGCGCUGUGAGCGUGUCGGGACGCCCGGUGGCCGUGUCCUGCUCCUACAUCGGCAGGUUGGCGGUGGCGUUCAAACAGCCGCGACUUGGACAGACUUCUGCUCAGGACUUCUCCAUGCACGUGUCCAUCUAUGAGUGUGAGUCCACCGGUGGUUCUGAGUGGGUGUUGGAACAGACCCUCCUCCUGGACGACUUCACCAGACGAUCGUCACCGCUGGAUCCCAGAGUCAGCAUCGACUCCAACCUGUUUGUCUACAGCAGGUCGGACCUGUACAUGACCAGGGACCACAGCUCCCCUAACAUCAAGCACUAUGUCCACCUGGACUGGCUGUCCAAAGAGGACGGCUCUCACAUCCUGACCGUGGGUGUUGGCUCCAACAUCCUCAUGUACGGACGAAUCUCUGGGAUGGUCAAUGAACAGACGAGCAGCAAAGACGGGGUCCCCGUCAUCGCCCUCCCCCUUGGAGGGAGCAUCAAACAGGGCAUUCGCUCCCGCUGGAUCCUGCUGCGCUCCAUCUACCUCCUGUCCUCAGUGGACGGCACCCCCUCCCUGCCCGUGUCUCUGUCCUGGGUGAGGGACGGCAUCCUGGUGGUGGGCAUGGACUGUGAGAUGCACGUGUACGCCCAGUGGCGUCAGGACAAGACGCUGGGCGAAGGAGAAGAAGGGAAUCUGUCGUCGGCGGACAUAGCAGGAGGUCAGAGUGGCUCCUCGGUGUUCGAAGGGAGAGCCCGGUCUAAGAGCGUCUUUGAAGGCACCACAGCCCCGGACGAGGCCCUCCGAGCUCCUGCGGGACUUCAGGAAGGGGGUCUGUUUGAGGCCGCCCACUCCCUGUCACCGACCCUCCCACAGUACCAUCCUACGCAGCUGCUGGAGCUCAUGGACCUGGGGAAGGUCCGCCGGGCCAAGGCCAUCCUCGCUCACCUGGUCAAGUGCAUCGCUGGUGAAGUUGCCGUGGUGAGAGAUGUGGAAGCAGGUGAAGGCGGAGCCAGGAGACACCUGUCUAGGACCAUCAGCGUGACCGGCAGCACGGCGAAGGACACGAUAGUAGCUGGUCGUGAAGGCGGCCGUGAUUACACUGAGAUCAACUCCAUCCCUCCGCUGCCGCUGUACGCGCUGUUGCUGGCUGACCUGGACACGUCCUAUAAAGGAGCAGAGGAGGCGGGCAAAGGGAGCAAAGCAGCGGACGGGGAGGGGCCACAGAAGUCCACCGACGACCAGUACGCCGACCUGUUUCAGACGCCAACCGUCACCACAGACGACUUUGUGAACUUUGCCACAGACAAACCAGAGAAAAAGUCCAGAGUAAUUAACCUGUCUCAGUACGGACCCACCUACUUUGGACCAGAACAUGCUCAGGUUUUGUCCAGUCACCUCAUGCACUCCAGUCUCCCAGGUCUCACCAGGCUGGAACAGAUGUUUCUGGUGGCUCUGGCCGAUACAGUAGCGACCACCAGCGCUGAAGUGAACAGCUCUGCAGAUAAACAGUACACAGGCGGAGAGGCUCUAGAUGAGUGCGGACUGAGGUAUCUGCUGGCCAUGCGUCUGCACACCUGUCUGCUCACCUCUCUGCCGCCGCUCUACCGCAUGCAGCUGCUGCACCAGGGUCUGUCCACCUGCCACUUCGCCUGGGCCUUCCACUCAGAGGCUGAAGAAGAACUGCUGAACAUGAUCCCAGCCAUGCAGAGAGGAGACCCCCAAUGGUCCGAGCUUAGAGCGGUGGGAGUGGGCUGGUGGAUCCGCAACAUCAACACUCUGCGCAAAAUGGUGGAGAAGUUGGGUAAAGCGGCGUUCCAGCGACACAGCGACCCCUUAGACGCUGCUCUGUUCUACCUGGCCAUGAAGAAAAAGGCCGUUCUGUGGGGACUCUUCAGGUCUCAACAUGAUGAAAAGAUGACUCAGUUCUUCAAGAACAACUUCACUGAAGACCGCUGGAGGAAAGCCGCUCUGAAAAACGCCUUCUCCCUUCUGGGAAAACAGCGCUUCGAGCAGUCCGCCGCCUUCUUCCUGCUGGCCGGAUCCCUGAAAGACGCCAUCGAGGUGUUGAUGGAGAAGAUGGAGGAUAUCCAGUUGGCCAUGAUAGUGGCCAGACUGUACGAAGCGGACUUCGAGAAGUCCUCCACCUGCCAAGGCCUCCUGUACGAGAAGGUUCUGGGCUGCAACAGGGAUGGGACCGCCUACCACUGUUCCAGACUUCACCCGGACCCGUUCCUCCGCAGCAUCGCCUACUGGAUCAUGAAGGACUACACCAAAGCCCUGGACACGCUGCUGGAACGCAUCCCCAAGGAGGAGGACGAGAACCCCGAUGUGAUGGUAAAAGCUUGUAACCCCGUGGUGUUCAGCUUCUAUAACUACCUGAGGACACACCCCCUGAUCAUCCGCCGCCACUUCGCUAACCCGGAUGGUACGGCGACAGCGGUGGGACUGACCGCAGAGAAGAGCAGCGCUGACGAGAUCAACCUCAUCGAGCGUAAACUGUUCUUCACCACUGCCAACGCACAUUUCAAGGUGGGCUGUCCAGUCUUGGCUCUAGAAGUACUUUCUAAAAUCCCCAAAGUCACAAAGAAGUCGGGUUCGUCGCCGCUCAGCAAAGCUUCAUCCAAGGCCAACGUCAACUCCAGCCAACCCCUGGAGAACGGCACCCAGGGUCUGGAGUGGGCCGUCCCAGCAGCCCCCGCCUGGGGAAAUGACGACAGCGGGGGGGGCGGGUUGGACUGGAGUCAGCCCAUGAUCAAGGUAGAGGAGGACGAGCUGAAACUGGACUGGGAAGAGGACAAGGAGGAGGAGGACGAGGAGGAGGAAGAAGAUGGUCUGACCAUGAAGAAACUGCAGACGGAGAACAAAUCAGACAGAGGAUCAAGGGGGGGGGGUCCCAAACUGACGAGGGAGGAUUCACAGGGGGAGUCGGAGGUGGAUGUCAUAGCGGAGCAGCUGAAGUUCAGGGCCUGUCUGAAGAUCCUCAUGACCGAACUGCGAACGCUGGCCACAGGCUUCGAAGUGGACGGAGGGAAACUGCGCUUUCAGCUCUACAACUGGUUGGAAAAAGAGAUCGCAGCCAUGCACAACAUCUGCAACUACAAGGUGGAGGGGAAGGAGGAGGAGUCAGAGGCGGAGCCCUGGGGGGAGCGUUCGUCGUCUGUGGACCUGCCGGACGAGGCCCUGGAGCGAACGGACGCAGGAGCCUACGAACGUCACCAGAUGGAGCGGCGGCGUCUGCAGGCCAAGCAGCAGCACUCAGAGCGACGCAAGGCGUGGCUGAGGAAGAACCAGGCGCUGCUGCGGGUGUUCCUGUCCUACUGCAGCCUGCACGGCGCCAAAGGGGGAGGAGUCACAUCUGUACGCAUGGAGCUGCUCUUCCUCCUGCAGGAGAGUCAGCAGGAGACCACAGUGAAGCAGCUCCAGUCUCCUCUUCCUCUUCCCACCACUCUUCCUCUGCUCUCAGCCUGCAUCGCUGCCACUAAGACAGUCAUAGCCAAUCCAGUCCUCCACCUCAGCAACCACAUCCACGACAUCCUCCACACCAUCACCCUCAUGGAGGCUCCACCUCAUCCCAACGUCAUCGACGACCGGGUCAAUGCUCUGCACACACUGGCAGCAUCUCUGUCCGCCUGCAUCUACCAAGCCCUGUGUGACAGCCACAGCUACAGUAGUCAGACGGAGGCCAAUCAGUUCACAGGGAUGGUUUACCAAGGCUUGUUGCUCAGUGAGAGGAAGCGCCUCCGCACAGAAAGCAUCGAAGAACACAUUACUCCGAACUCUGCUCCUGCACAGUGGCCAGGCGUGUCAUCCCUCAUCUCCCUGCUGACGUCCUCCAGGGAGGAGGACCAGCCCAGACUCAACGUGCUGCUGUGCGAGGCCGUGGUGUCGGUGUACCUGUCCCUCCUCAUCCACGGCAUGGGCACCCACAACAGCAACGAGCUGUUCCGCCUGGCCGCGCACCCCCUCAACAACCGCAUGUGGGCCGCCGUCUUUGGAGGUGGGGCCAAACUCAUCAUUAAGCCAAAGAGGCCUGAGGCUCCACCAGCCGCGCCCCCACAGCCCCCACCAGAGGACGCGGACCGAUACAGACGGAGGUUCAACAUGAGGAUGCUGGUUCCUGGACGUCCAGUGAAGGACACCCCGGCCACGCCCCCUCCUGUCCCCACAGAGAGACCCGCCUACAGGGAGAAGUUCAUCCCACCAGAGCUCAGCAUGUGGGAUUACUUUGUAGCCAAACCUUUCCUUCCUCUGUCUGACAGUAACGCCCUGUGUGACUCAGAUGAAAGUGGUGCUGAAGAUGAAGACGAUGAUGAUGAUGCUUUCCUGUCAGACACUCAGAUGACUGAACACCUGGAUCCCUGCUCCUACAGCUGGGCUCUGAUCCGCCUCGUCAUGAUCAAACUGGCUCAUCACAAUGUCAAGAACUUCCUGCCUCUGACCGGUCUGGAUUUCACAGAACUUCCGGUCACCUCUCCACUCUGUAAUGCCGUGGUGAAGACUUUGGAGAACUGGGAACAGCUUCUGUUGGAGCAGAUGAAUAAGUUUGAUGGUCCGCCUCCAAACUACAUCAACACCUACCCCACCGACCUGAGCGCAGGAGGGGGCCCCGCCAUCCUCCGACACAAGGCCAUGUUGGAGCCUGACAACACCCCCUUCAAGACAAAGAACCAUCAGUCGUUUCCCGCUCGACGUCUGUGGCAUUUCCUGGUGAAACAGGAAGUCCUUCAGGAGACUCUGAUCCGUUACAUUUUUACCAAGAAACGGAAGCAGAGUGAGUCUGUAGAGAACCAUAUGGACCAUAUAAGCCCAAACUGCACAGCAGGAGCUGGCAGUGUCAACAAGGUGGAGGCAGAUCUCGGAUACCCAGGAGGAAAAGCUAAAAUCAUUCACAAGGAGUCCGACAUAAUCAUGGCGUUUGCCAUCAAUAAGGCGAACUCCAACGAGAUCGUUUUGGCCUCCACUCAUGAUGUCCAGGAGGUGGACGUGUCCACUCUGGUGUCCGUCCAACCUUUCACAUGGAUUGGGGAGGACUUCGACAAGGAGUCCCGCAGCUCCGAUGACGUCGACUAUCGUUCUUCUCACACCAACAUCGCCCAGGCCAGUUCUGUCCCGUUUGCGCCACCACAGAUGCCGGUCUCUGCGUCAAUGCCUUGGCUCGGUACCGGACAGACCAGCAUGGGAGCCAGUGUGAUUAUGAAGAGGAAUCUGAACAAUGUGAAGAGGAUGACGUCCCACCCCAUCUAUCAGUAUUACAUGACCGGGGCUCAGGACGGCAGCGUCAGGAUGUUUGAGUGGAACCGACCUCAGCAGCUCAUCUGUUUCAGACAAGCAGGAAACGCUCGAGUCACCAGGCUCUACUUCAACUCCCAGGGCAACAAAUGUGGCGUUGCAGAUGGGGAGGGCUUCCUGAGUCUGUGGCAGGUCAACCAGACGUCCUCCAACCCUAAACCGUACCUGAGUUGGCAGUGUCACACUAAGACCUGCGGGGACUUUGCGUUCAUCACGUCAUCCAGCCUGAUCGCCACGGCGGGACAGUCCAACGACAACAGGAACGUCUGCCUUUGGGACACUCUCAUCUCCCCCAGUAACACUAUGGUCCAUGCAUUCCCGUGCCAUGAGAACGGCGCCACGGUGCUCCAGUACGCCUCCAAGCAGCAGCUGCUCAUCACCGGAGGCAGGAAGGGCUACGUGUGCGUGUUCGACAUCCGCCAGAGGCAGCUGCUCCACACCUUCCAGGCCCACGACUCAGCCAUCAAGGCCCUGGCUUUGGAUGCCUUCGAGGACUUCUUCGUCACUGGAUCAGCAGAGGGCAACAUGAAGGUGUGGAAGUUGUCCGGCCACGGGCUCAUGCACUCCUUUAGCAACGAACACGCCAAGCAGUCCAUCUUCCGCAACAUUGGGGCGGGCGUCAUGCAGGUGGAGACCCGACCCGGAAACCGCAUCUUCACCUGCGGCGCUGAUGGGACCCUGAAGAUGAGGGUCCUGCCCGACCGCUACCACAUCCCCAGCAGCCUGGUGGAGGUCCUGUAACACCACCCACGUCCACGUCCGAGGAACAAAGACACUUUGGAGAAGGAAAACAAAAGGCUUACGCAAAACACCCGCAAAGGCGUCGUUAGAGUUAGAACGGACGGGGAUGAGGCGGUUCCAACGGCGGCUUCGGCCUCCGUCAGGUGUGUGCGCGGUGUUGGCGUAAGCGUAACCACGACGACACAAACGGAGCUGCAAAUAUUUUUUUUCCCAAAGGCUGAAAGCAAAGUUACAAGCAAAAGGUAUAAUACUUGAUUUUAAAGCUAGAUUUAUUGUAAUUUUAUUGAAAAAUCUCUAAUCUUAGAGUGUGUCUAUAGGGAAGCUAUGCAUGUCCUGUUCUCGUUCGCGGUGCAAUCACAGGUCUAUUGAUAGUGCUCUGUAAAAGUGAUCAAGCGAAACUUUUAAAGUGUGUAACUGUUGUCAUUUUGUGCCCAAAGCUGAAUCUGUUAGCAUCUACUGUAACCAGCACUGUGCUCUGUUCCAAUCAGUGGGUCCCAGUGUCAGUCCGCCCGCCCGCCCGCCCAGGUGGAAGCUGCUUUUUCUUUCAAUGGUUUUGACACCCCCCCCCCCCCCCCCCCC
This is a messenger RNA of Sphaeramia orbicularis (orbiculate cardinalfish), 10048 nucleotides long. It is a transcript of the gene dmxl2, whose product is annotated as Dmx-like 2. Gene Ontology annotation, molecular function: protein binding. The record is from RefSeq and is a predicted model, not a curated record. Lineage: Eukaryota; Metazoa; Chordata; Actinopteri; Kurtiformes; Apogonidae. Gene Ontology annotation, cellular component: RAVE complex. Gene Ontology annotation, biological process: vacuolar acidification.